Messenger RNA from Penaeus monodon (black tiger shrimp), 1416 nucleotides. RefSeq names its product amiloride-sensitive sodium channel subunit alpha-like. Gene Ontology annotation, molecular function: ligand-gated sodium channel activity. Lineage: Eukaryota; Metazoa; Arthropoda; Malacostraca; Decapoda; Penaeidae. Gene Ontology annotation, biological process: sodium ion transmembrane transport. The record is from RefSeq and is a predicted model, not a curated record. Gene Ontology annotation, cellular component: membrane. The coding region runs from base 1 to 1416 and encodes 471 amino acids. The transcript is spliced from 12 exons.
AUGUGUUCCGUGUGCGGCGGGGCCUCCAAAGUCUGCCAGCCAGUGAGAUGGGUAAACGACUGGCUUUUGGGCCUACUGGAUCUGGAGACACUGAGCAUAAUACUUCGCAAGCAGCGCGGGGAUUUCACCGACAUCGCCGAGCUGUAUGCGCCCUCGCGACACGACCAGGAGGCCUACGCCGUGCCCGCCGCCGACUUCGUGUACUCCUGCAGCUUCGAUAACACCCUCUGUGAUUACAGCUAUGGCACAUGCUAUACCUUCAACUCCGGCCUCGAGAGCACGGACUCUUCAAGCGUCACCCCGCGGACCACUUCCGUUUCCGGACCCAAGGUAGAUAUGGCAGAUAACGGCCUGCGCGCGGUAUUCAACGUACAGGCCGGUCUCGCCCUCCUGUCGCCCGAAGAUGGGCUGCGGGUGAUCGUCCACAGCCCUUACCUCACGCCCGUGCCCGAGGAAGAGGGCUUCAACGUCGGUCCUGGGUCCUCGUCGGUAGCCGUUGGGAGGACUGUGUUCACGCGCCUUGGUCCUCCUCACGGCAGAUGUCAGCCUGAUCCUUCCAACACUCUUCAGUACUCUACCAUGAUGUGUAAACAGCUUUGCCUGGAGCGAGAAUAUCGGAGGCGAUGCAGGUGCUACGCGCUCUUCGCUCAGGAACACAACGACACGAAAAACGACCUGGAGGAAGUUGACAUCCGCUGUUCUCUCUUCAAUACCACUCAGAAGGUGUGCAUGAAGAAGAUAGCGGCAGACGAUCUCAAUGGCGUCUUGAAGUGUGACUGCCCAUUGCCAUGCCGAGAAACACAGUAUAGGUCACAGGUCACUUCAACGCGGGCGAACAUGCUGCAUUAUGAACUACUUCACAAGCUCAGGAAAAAUGUUGCUAGCUUUUGCUCCGACAAAAUGGACACGGUUGUUCUACAUGUAUAUCUUGACUCCAUUUCCUACGAGUUGAUCGACGAGAGUCCGACUUACACUUGGGAUACCUUAUUGUGUAAUCUGGGCGGAUCUCUCGGCCUUUUCGUGGGUGUGUCCAUGCUGAGUAUCCUGGAAGUGUUGGAGCUCCUUGUGGAUUUGUGUAUCUUGACCUUUUCAAAAAAGAAGAGAGGGCGGGAAGAUAAAAGAGGAUGGAACCAAGACGAGGGCGAGUUAGUCAAGGUGCAAACGCAAGGGGAGAAGAACGUAAACUUGGCAUGGAUGUUAGAUGGAAAUGUCGGAAAGUGUUCUGCCAAAUGUGCGUCGCAGUCCGAGGUGGAGGAAUUAAGAGAAGAGCUCCAGCAUUUGAAGAUGGCUUUUGCAACACACGCCGAAGAAAUCAGAGCCAUCUCUGAGGCAAAGGCAGCCUGUCAGCACCAUCCUCAGGAGAACAAAAAUCUACACGAGGCUUUUCACACCCUGUUCAUGAACCAGGAACAAUAA